AAUAAACCGUGCUAAUCUGUCUUUGUGUUAUGACAAAGAUUUUCCCGCUUUCAGUCGCGCAAUUAGGGCUCACUGAAGUGUAGACAUGGAAGUGCCUUGCUACAUGCCCAAACUACUGUUUGAGCUCAAUGAGCAGCGUAAGCGGGACUUCUUCUGUGACUGCAGCAUCCUCGUCGAAGGCCGUGUCUUCAAGGCUCAUCGUAAUGUGUUGUUUGCUGGGAGCGGCUAUUUCCGGGCUCUUCUGGUUCACUAUCUGCAGGAUAAUGGACAGCGCUAUAGCACAGCAUCGUUGGACAUUGUGACAGCUGAUGCCUUCUCCAUUAUCCUGGACUUCCUUUACUCUGGCCGCUUGGCACUAAACAGAAGCAAUGUCAUUGAGGUGAUGUCAGCAGGAAGCUACCUGCAGAUGACUGAUCUGGUAAACUUCUGUAAGGGGUACAUCCGCUCAUCUUUGGAAAUAUGCAACAAGGAGAAGGAGAGGAACACUGAGAAGGAGAACCAGGCACAGGAUGGAGCCAUGGGUCCUGCAGACAGCGGCACUCCUGCUGCAACAAUCUCCAGUGCUGCGGGGGCUGCAGAGCCUCACUCUCAGGCUGCAGAGGCAGAAAGAGGGUCUGGUUUAGGCCCAGAGUCUGUGACCUCGGCUAGAACCCCCUUGUCUAUCCCUGUCACCACAACUCCGGGCGCCAGCCGGGACAUGGACAGCGACUACCAUUCCAGGGAGGAGUUUGCAUCGGGGAAUGAAGGACAGAAAGGACACAUGGAUCAGACUAACCUCUCAUCCUCUUCAUCAUCUGCUUUGACCCCGGAGUUAGUGCACCCCAAGAUAGAGUACGACCCCGAUGAGGAGCUCAUGGAGUCCCCUGACACCAAAGACCUGGCCUCAUAUCCUGGGCCCUCUCUCCAUAACCCUCAUCAUAGCAGACUUCUUCCUCCCUCCCCCUCCAAUGAGCGCUCUCCCUUGGGAUACAGCCCUUCCUAUAAUGCCAGGCAGCUGAUGGAGAUGCUGGCCAGAGGUGAAGGUCCCAGUCCUCUGGGGGAAAGAGUGGGGCAGCGUUUCAGCCAAGGACUGGGUGGCAGCACAGGAGGUCGAAUGGACGAAGGUUUAGGGUUUGUGGGAUCAUCUAUCAUGGAGAUCCAGUCUGAUUGGCUUGGAGAGGACACAG
This is a messenger RNA of Plectropomus leopardus (leopard coralgrouper), 1166 nucleotides long. The record is from RefSeq and is a predicted model, not a curated record. NCBI's taxonomy places the organism in Eukaryota, Metazoa, Chordata, Actinopteri, Perciformes, Serranidae.